Messenger RNA from Asparagus officinalis (garden asparagus), 642 nucleotides. RefSeq lists its product as uncharacterized. The transcript has 4 exons. The coding region runs from base 1 to 642 and encodes 213 amino acids. Lineage: Eukaryota; Viridiplantae; Streptophyta; Magnoliopsida; Asparagales; Asparagaceae. The record is from RefSeq and is a predicted model, not a curated record.
AUGCAAACUCUCCUAACUGCAAUUGGCAAGAUGAGGGGAUGUGUAAACCAGGUUGAAAAUUUAAAUCCAAGCGGUGCUUCUGAACAAGAUAUUGAUAAGAAUUAUAAGAAGGGGUUCAAAUUCGAUCAUGUAUGGCCCAUCUUGAAAGAUAUCGAAAAAUUUACAGAUGUUAAUGCUGGAAUUCAAGUGGGACAUGUUAAUGCUGGAAUUCAAGUGGGACGUAUGCAACAUGGUAACUUUGCAUCAUCACAAUCAAAGUACUCUCCGACUUCAGAGUCUCCCACACUAGCAUCUCCUGGAUUAGCUUCAUUCAGUUUUAAUAUGAAUGACAAUGAUUUUGGUGAGAAUCAAAAAAUUGUUGCAAUGAUGGAAAAAAAUAAUGCUGAUAGGCAACUAAAUUAUGAAAUCCAAAUGUUACGAGUUCAAACUGCGGCAAAAAAAGUGGACGUGGAUGAAUUACGAGAAGAAAAUUUAAUUUUACUAAAAAAUUUGACACAAGUAACUGAUCCAAAACUACAUGAGUUUCUUGUACAAGAACAAUCAAGAAUUAUGCAUAAAAGAACUAAACAAGGUGAAGGAUCUCAAAAUACCAGUUCUGAUACUUUUGCCCAAUAUUUCGAGCAUCGAUCUUCGUCCUUCUGA